AUGCGUUUGUUCCUCUGCCAUGAGUCGCCGCUAACCGACGAACGUACAUCAAACAACUCCUGCGUCGCUAAUGUGUUCACCGGUGUUUGUGUUUGCUCAUUAGUUAGGAGAUUUGAUCAACCUCAAAAGUACAAACCAUUUAUAAGCAAGUGUACUAUGUAUGGGGAUCUUAACAUAGGAAGUGUUCGACAUGUGAAUGUCAAAGCAAGGCUUCCUGCCACCACCAGUACCGAAAGUGUAGAACUUCUUGAUGAUAACGAACACAUCCUUGGCAUCAAAAUCAUUGGUGGUGACCACAACCUAAUGAAUUAUUCCUCAAUUCUGACUUUUCAUCCAGAGAUAAUAGAAGGAAGAUCAGGAACAUUAGUGAUUGAGUCGUUCAUGGUGGAUAUUCCUGAUGGAAACACAAAGGAUGAGACGUGUUACUUUGUGAAGGCGUUGAUUAACUGCAAUCUUAACUCUCUUUCAGAAGUAUCUGAAUGGAUGGAUGUGCAGGAGGACCAGAGAGUAUUUUCUACAUUAAGUUAUGUAAAUAUAGAUGUUUUAUGA
Molecule: messenger RNA, 549 nt
Organism: Lactuca sativa (garden lettuce)
Lineage: Eukaryota; Viridiplantae; Streptophyta; Magnoliopsida; Asterales; Asteraceae
Product: abscisic acid receptor PYL9
Biological process (GO): abscisic acid-activated signaling pathway
Cellular component (GO): nucleus; cytoplasm
Molecular function (GO): signaling receptor activity; abscisic acid binding; protein phosphatase inhibitor activity
Source: RefSeq, a predicted model, not a curated record